AUAUGAUACCAUUUUGAAUCCAAUCAUCAUCAUCAUAAAUAGAUUGGAGUAUAAGUAAAUCUUUAUAGUAAAAAAAAAGAAAGAAAAGGAUCAUCAUCAUCAUUAAAAUCGCCAUCACCAUCAUCAUCACUAUCAUGCAUUCAUUUAUUGUUUCUAAAAGUGUAUUAUCAUUCUCUAAUCUACUGAUGAAUAAACGAAUAAAGUUACAAACACCGUUUUAUUCGUCACCUUUUUUAAUGUUUUUCAUCAUUCAUUUUAUUGUUGUAUUUAAUAACAUUCUUUCGAAUCAUCUAUCUCAUGCAGAUUCAAUAGUCAACAACAACAACAAUAAUAAUAAUAAUAAUAAUGAUCAUCAUUGUCCAUAUCCAUCGGUUCCAAUCUAUGCCGAUGUACAAUUAAGUUCAGAGUUUAUUGUGAAUGGUACGAAAGCUUUCUAUAAAUGUAAUGAUGGUUAUGAAUUAUUCGGUACGGCUACCAGAACAUGUAUAGAUCAAAAAUGGUCCGGUGCACUUCCGUAUUGUGCCGUGAAUGUUGCGUACGGAAAACCAACGAAUCAAUCGAGUACCGUUAAAGGAGGCGAUUCACGAAAUGCCAAUGAUGGUGAUCUUAGUAGUUUACAUGAGAAUAAAUACUGCACGGAAACUAAGGUGGAAAAUUCACCGUGGUGGCAAGUGGAUCUCUUGCAACCAUACGAAAUUCGUGUGAUUCGUGUAUUGACGCGAAGUUGUUGUGGACAUCAACCAUUACACGAUCUUGAGAUUCGUGUUGGUAAUAGUUCAACAGUGCAAGGUAAUCGACUUUGUGCAUGGUAUCCUGGUACAUUAGAUGAUGGUGAAAAUAAAGAUUUUAAUUGUGCCAAUCCAAUUAUCGGCCGAUAUGUCUAUAUUCAAAUGGUGGGAAUCGAAAGUUCAUUAUCAUUGUGUGAAGUUUUCGUAUUCACUACCAAAGAAUUUUCUUCGAACCGUUGUGGUGAUGCAAUGGAAUAUCAACAGAUAACGAGUUUCAAUCAGACUUGUUAUGAAUUUCAAACACAACGAGGUGGAUCAUUUGUUGACGCUGAUAUGUAUUGCAAAUCACGUGGUGGCCUUCUCAUUCAUUCAAUCACUGAUAUGACGCAGAAUUUUCUUUAUUAUGAAUUGGAACGAUAUAAAAUCAAAUUACGUUCUAAAUUGGUCUGGGUUGGAGCUCGAAGAGAUCAUUAUGCCCAGAACAUUACAUCAUUAUUCGGUACUCGUCCCAGAUUAUUCUGGCAUUGGAUCAAUGGACAACCAAUUAAUAAAUUUCUUUGGGCCGAAGAUCAACCAAACAAUUAUAAUGGGCAACAAAAUUGCAUUGUGCUUGAUGGCGGACGAAAAUGGCUCUGGAAUGAUGUCACUUGUGACCUUGACUAUUUACCUUGGAUUUGUCAAUAUUCACCUUCUAAUUGUGGCAGUCCUGAUAUCAAUGAAAACUCAACCAUCAUCAAAAAUGACUUUCGAAUUGGGAAUAUCAUCACUUACCAAUGUGCUCAAGGUUGCCGUUUAGAUGGAUUACAGAAACGUUUCUGUCAAAGCAAUGGCUUUUGGCAAGGCGAAGCGCCGAAUUGUGUCUAUGUUGAUUGUGGCCCAUUACAAUCCAUUUCAAAUGGUCGCGUUGGUUAUAUUCGAACAGAUUUCAAUGCAUCAGCCACAUAUUCAUGUAUACGUGAUUAUGCAUUAGUCGGUGUGGAAACAAGAUAUUGUCUAGGUAAUGGUUCUUGGAGUGAUCAGGAACCCAAAUGUUUCUACGGUUUAUGUACACAACCAUUGGAAAUCGAUAAUGGUAUUGUACAAGUGACUAAUAGAACGAUAAAUGGUGUUGCUUCAUAUUCUUGUCAUUCGGGUUUCGUACUCUUUGGUCAAUCACAAUUGAUUUGUCAAAUCGGUGGAAGUUGGUCACAUAAUGCUCCUCAAUGUAAAUUUAUCGAUUGUCGUCUACCAUUAGACAUAAACAAUGGCUUCUAUAAAUUGAUGAAUAAAACAACUUAUUAUGGUAGCACCAUCAUUUAUGAAUGUGAUCGAAAUUAUAUUUUAAUUGGUAAUAAAACACGAACUUGUAUGGAAUUAGGAAUCUGGAGUGGUUUAGAACCAUCAUGCGAAAUGGUUAAUUGUGGUAUGCCUAAAAAAGUAUCUGGUAUAAAAUUUCAAGGAACCACAUUUACAGUUGGUUCGGAAUUAUUGUUUGAAUGUGAAUCUGGCUAUCAACUUGUUGAAGGAAAUCCUAAACGUAAAUGUCAAGAAAAUGGCCGAUGGAGUGGUGAUGAUAUAGUCUGUAAAUACGUGGAAUGUGGACGAGUUCAGCCAAUAUGGAAAGGCGAAAUCAUUUACGUAAAUUUGACCACGCAUUUAGACAGUGUCAUAAAUUAUUCAUGUGGCACCGGAUAUAGAUUAGUUGGCGAUAAAGCAAGAGUAUGUCAAGAUAAUGGAAAAUGGUCAGGCAAUAAGGCUAAAUGUGAAGAAAUUCGAUGCUCUCCACCAGAAAUACAAAAUUCAUCCGUUGUUUACAAUGGUAAUGAUCGUGCAUUCAGUGAUUCAUUCAAAGUAGGCUCCACAGUACAAUAUCGUUGUUCACUUGGCCAUAUUGUACAAGGACAAUCAUUACGAACUUGUGAGACGACUGGAUUUUGGAGUGAUGCACCACCCAUUUGUGUUUAUAUUGAUUGUGGAUUACCGUUUCCACUUUCGAAUGGAAAAUGGCUACUCACUAGUAAUACAACUUAUUAUGGAAGUACAGUUGAAUAUGAAUGUAAUUCAAAUUUCAAACUGAAUGGACCACGGCGGCGAAUUUGUCUUGAGAAUGGAACAUGGAGCAGCGUGCCGCCUAUUUGUGAACUUGUCACCUGUAAAGCUCCCGAAACUAAAGAUGAAAAAACAUUGGUUCAAGUAUUAAAUCAACAAGUGGGCAGUAAAGCCAUUUAUUCGUGUAUACAUGGUCUCGAAUUGAUUGGCAACAAUGAACGAACAUGUCAAACUAAUGGUCAAUGGAGCGGUCAGGUUCCAUUUUGUCGAUAUGUCGAUUGUGGUAGACCACCAGUGAUUCCAAACGGUAGAGGAUAUCUAGUAAAUGGAACAACAUUUUAUGGCAGCAUAGUUGAAUAUCAUUGUUUGCCUGAUUUCAAAAUGAUUACCGAUUCGCAGCAUAGAUAUUGCCAAGCAAAUGGAGAAUGGAGUGGCACCAUUCCAAGAUGUUUGGAAACACAAGAUGCGAAUGAAAUUGAAGAAAGCUUACAAGCAAAUAAUCUUGAUGGUGAAUCCGAUUAUGAAAGUGUUGAAUCAUCAAAAUCGAUUGGGAUCGGCGUUUCGUUUGGCAUCGGCACCAUUCUGAUUUUGAUGAUCAUCAUUGGAUUUUUAUUCGUCAAAAUUAAAAAGCAAAAACCAAUCAAAAGUGGUGGUGAAAAUAUCGAAGUAAAUCAUCAUCAUCAUCAUCAUGCUACUACAACUAGUAAAGAUAUUUCCCGACCAAUGACCUAUUCAAGGAUUUGUUUGGAUUCGGAUAUGGCUUCAAUGCAGGCGACAAAUAAUUUACGAACGAAUAAUUCUAAUUUGGUCACAUUUUCAGCACCAAACAAUGGCGGUGGACCGUUAAUGAAGACACAGCCAUUAUAUGCUAAUCUACCUAUGGUUCAAAAUGAUGCCAACAUCAUUCAUGUACCGGUUAGUCAAAAUAUAGUGGUCAAUCGACCAUUACCAGCCAUAGUUCAUAAAGGUUUACAUCAGCCUCCGUUACCAUUGCCACCACCACAGCAACAUUAUAAUAAUGGCAAUAAUAAUACAACGAAAAAUCUGUGAUCCACACAAUUUAGCUCAAUCUUUGUACAUUUUUAUAAUAACUUUAGAUAUUUCUGUAAAAAAAAUGUAAAUUUUUCAUUCUCUCUUUCAUUAUAUAUCUUGUUUCUCUUUUGUAUAAAUUUCUGUCACAUACA
Molecule: messenger RNA, 3940 nt
Organism: Dermatophagoides farinae (American house dust mite)
Lineage: Eukaryota; Metazoa; Arthropoda; Arachnida; Sarcoptiformes; Pyroglyphidae
Product: P-selectin-like
Source: RefSeq, a predicted model, not a curated record